AAUGGCAACGGCGUCGACGGCGCUUCAUUUCGACUCGACAUUUUGAUAGUUGAUUUUUGUUCUGUUAAUGUUUGAACUAUUUUAUUUUGCUGUUACGUUUUGUUUAUACCUUCAAGUGUGUGAAGUGUGUUUAUUAAGUCUUCAUUGUUUGUGAGUGUCGUCAAAAAGUUGUUUCUCAUAUCAGGAUGAGUGCAUUCGAAGUAACUGUGACCCCGACCCGUCUAAAACAAAAGAAAUGCUCCGAGAUUCGCCAGCCGGUAGAUGUGGUCAUGGCGCCAUUUUCGGCUAAAGCGAUUGUGCAAUUCGAGGAUGUGCCCAUUACCAAGACCGCAAAGCGCAUUCUGCGUGUAAUUAAUCCUAGCAAUGAUGACAUUGAGGUCAAAGUAACCAAGGCCAUCAGAGACGAGCACAAUGUCAAGCUUGAAUGGACAGAAACAAAUGUGCCCGCCCAAGACGAGGUAUCCAUGGAACUGGUUUGGAUUCCACAGAUGGAAAUUGCAUGCAAAGAGACGCUGCAAUUGAUAGAUAAUCGCAAUUUUCGCAAGGAUGUCAUGGUUAUACUCAAGUCCAGAAGCCUUCAGCCGGCAAGGACGACACGCAAAUUCCCGACAGUCGGUAAGACGCUACAGCUAAAAUCUCCGACUGGCAACAGCAAAUCUCACAAGUCCCUCAAUACGUCAGUGAAUCAGAAAAAACGCUUGUCCAGUGCGCCAGCGAACGCAACAACAACUGCAACAACUGUGAAGAAACAUUGGGUUAACGUGCCAGCGGCACGCGUAAAACGAGUUGUGUCUGAAACAAAAGCGCCGCUAAGCGAUCGCAAUGUAUUUGAGGCGGCGCCUCCUACCUAUAACAGAACUGAAAUGAAGGGAUACGUGUCGCCACAGCCUCUCAGCUGCAAGGAAAAUGUUAGUCCUCUGACACCGGGAAAUGUAUUCAGUUUAAUUGAUGACAUGCAAUUCACUCCGCUGACCAACAAGGCAAAUGGAGCGUCUUCGGCAGCUCCCCUGACAGAUAAUUUAGCUGCCUGGCCUACUCCAAAACUGAAUGAAAACGGAUCUCAUAUGCACAAUCCCGCCAGCGCGUUGCGGCCCCGUCGACUUGGGUCAGCGCUGGACGAGGACCAGCACAGUGCCAACGACGGAGGCCAAGUUAUUGUGAACAAAACAUUCGAUAUCAAGCUCUCGGAUACAAUGAACAUUUCCGUUGACACUUUGGACUGUUCACCCAGAAAUCAACUAAUGCAAACGCCAACGCUCGUUCUGAACAAGACGACGGUUAUAGGGCAAGCAACACAGCCGCGUGCCUUGGCCUGUAUACGCGAGGAGGGCCCUAGCCCCCCGAAGCUGGAGACACAAUCUCCACCCCCAAGGAGCAAAGUGCAUGAUCUGAAGCGGGACGUAAACCUUAUUGGCUCGCCGUUGCGGAAAUACUCAGAGUCUAUGGGUAAUCUUUCGUUGUUGUCGCCACAGUCUAAGUUUGCCAUACAGGGCUCCAUGCCUAACUUGAAUGAAAUACAGAAGAUUUCCUCCAUUGACCAGAAUCGGUACUAUCAACAACAGCAGCCGCCGGCGCCAUCACAGCAGGCGGUCAAACAAUUUGUAAAUCCGUCUCUCGACAGCUCCUGCAGCAGUGAAACGAGCGCAGUGUCGCAGCCUGAUGUGCUCUUCAAUCAUUGCGAGAUUCUAGCUCAAUCCAGUCGCUUCAAUUUGCACGAAGUGGGUCGCCAAACGCGCCAGGGAAGUCCUGUCACAGAAAGGAAGCAGGUCAACGGAGCUGUCAUUGGGUACAAGCGGCGCUGCCAUGAGCUGAGCUUCUCAGAUGCACCCAGCAACGAGUCACUGCAUCGCAACGAGACGCUAGCCAUCUCACCACCCAAACGGCAGCGAUUCGAGAGCAGCAGCAACUUGACGCCCGCCAACGCUUCAGCGAGAGGCAAGAAGGCAUGGUCCCAGACGCAGCCGAAGAAACUGAAAUUGGCACAGACGAUGUCGCUGAUGAAGAAACCCGCCACACCGGUCAAGAAACGAAAUCAAACUACAGUUAAGCUCUAUAAUUCCGACCUCUAUAUGCAAACCUACAUCAAUCCGGAUCCAUUUGCUGCAACCACGACUAUCGAUCCAUUUCUGGCUUCGACCAUGUACUUGGACGAGCAGGCUGUGGAGCGCCACCAGGCGGACUUUAUAAAGUGGCUGAAUGCAUUAGUGAGCAUUCCCGCUGAUCUGGAUGCGGACAGCAAUAACAAAAUUGAUAUAGGCAAGCUGUUCAAUGAGGUGCGCAACAAGGACCUGUCGCUGGCGCCCACGAAGGAGGAACAAUCGAUGAACUAUUUGACCACGUCUCGUCUGGAGUCGCUGCGUCGCGCCGCCGUCGAGUUGUUCUUCAGCGAGGAAAUGCGCCUGCCCUGCUCCAAGGUCGCCGUCUAUGUGCAGAAGCAGGCGCUGCGCAUCCGAAGUGAUCGCAACCUGCAUCUGGACAUGGUUAUGCAGCGCACCAUAUUGGAGCUGCUGCUAUGCUUCAAUCCCCUCUGGCUGCGUCUCGGCCUCGAAGUGGUGUUUGGCGAGAAGCUGCAUCUGCAAUCGAACCGCGACAUUGUGGGCUUAACUACUUUCAUCCUAAAUCGCCUGUUCCGCAACAAAUGCGAGGAGCAAAAGUACAGCAAGGCGUAUACGCUGACCGAGGAGUACGCGGAGACCAUUAAGAAGCACACGCUGCAGAAAAUACUAUUUCUGCUGCUGUUCCUCGACCUGGCCAAGCAGCGGCGCAUCAUCAAGCACAAUCCCUGCCUGUUCGUCAAGAAGUCGCCGCACAAGGAGACCAAGGACAUUCUGCUGCGAUUCUCCUCCGAGUUGCUGGCCAACAUUGGUGACAUAACGCGCGAGCUGCGCCGCCUGGGCUACGUACUCAAGCACAAGCAGACCUUCCUCGACGAGUUCAACUAUGCUUUCAGCAAUCUAGCCGUUGAUCUGCGCGAUGGCGUCCGGCUCACGCGUGUCAUGGAAGUCAUCCUGCUGCGCGACGAUCUUACCCAGCAAUUGCGUGUUCCGGCCAUUUCAAGGCUGCAGCGCAUUUUCAAUGUGAAGCUGGCCCUGGGCGCCUUGCGCGAUGCAGACUUCCAGCUGAGUGGCGACAUCAGUGCCGCCGACAUAGUGGAUGGAUAUAGAGAGAAGACGCUCUCCCUGCUGUGGCAGCUGUGCUACAAGUUUCGUUCGCCCAAGUUCCAUGCUGCCGCCCGAGUCGUGCAGGCCUGGUGGCGCCGUCGCUGGCUGAGAGUCGUUAUCAAGCGUCGCAUUCGCGAACGCGCCGCUAUUCGCAUACAAACCGCCUUCCGGAGCUACCAGGCUCGCAAGUAUGCCAAAUCCUACAGAGAGGAACGUCUGCGGGCUGUCAUCGUCCUUCAGAAAUAUACCCGGCGAUACCUCGCCCAAAAGCACUUCGCUCAGAUGCAUCAAAGCAUUGUCCUCAUUCAGGCCUGGUGGCGUGCCAAUCGUCAGGCCCGUCAAUGUCGCCAGGAGCUCCUCCAGCUGCGCAAAGCGACGAUAUUCCUGCAACGCAUAUGGCGCCGUCGCCUGUUCUGCAAGAAGUUGCUGAUGGCUGCCAGUGCUGCGCGUCGGCAACUGGAUCAAAAGCGCUACGCAGCCGCUUCCUGUAUAGAAAUGCGUUGGCGCUCUUAUCGUAUGGCCAAGGAGCAGCGUAGGAUCUAUGUUCGUCAGCGCGAACUCAUCAUCUUUGUACAGCGAACCGUGCGGAGCAAGCGGCUAAUGCAGGAUGCGCGAAAGCGUUUCCAGCUACUGCGAAGCUCUGCAGUGGUAAUCCAAAGAUGCUAUCGAGCCCGCUUACAGAUGCUCGAGGCCCGUCGCUGCUUCUUAGAUAAACGUCGGAGCGUUAUAGUUCUGCAGCGCUGCUGGAGAGCAAAGCUGGAGAUGCGAGCACAGGUUGCCAAAUAUCAAAGGCUUAAAACGGCCACCAUAUUGAUACAGAGAAGAUAUCGGGACCUUCUCCUGAUGCGUCAGCAACGCAGUGCUUUUCUACAGAUGAGAAAUGCGGCCAUUGUGUUGCAGAGAUGUUGGCGCACUCGGCAAUCGACCCGCACCCAGCGGGAGCAGUAUCAGCGUCUGCGCCAGGCGACGAUACUGAUGCAGCGCCGCUUCCAUGCAAACAAAGCAAUGCGCAUACAACGCGCCAGAUAUCGGGGCACCCAGGCAGCUGUCGCCUGCCUGCAGAUGCAUUGGCGCAACUAUUUGCUUGGAAAGAGUCACCGCCAAGCCUUCGUAGCUCAGCGCAAGGCAGCCAUAAGGAUCCAGAGAUGGUUCAGAGGCUGCCUGGCCGUGCGGUCUGCUCGCAGUAACUAUCGACGCCAACUGGCUGCAGCCACUCGCAUUCAGCUCUGGUGGCGAAGCCUGCUAGUCAUGCGCGUAGCAAAGAAGCAAUAUCAGCAGCUGCGCUCAGCUGCGAUUUCGAUUCAGCUUAGGUUCCGGGCCACGCUGAUCAUGCGCCAACAACGCUCGGAAUUUGUAAAGCUCCGACAAAUCGCAAUCCAUUUGCAGCAAAAGUUCCGCGGAAAACGUCUGAUGCUGGAGCAGCAAGCGCAUUUGCAGCUCCUAAGGCGCUCCACUUUGGUCUUCCAGUCCUAUGCGCGCGGCUAUUUAGCGCGCAAGCGCUUCCAGGCCCUGAUGACUCCCGAAAUGAUGGAGUAUCUCAGCCAGAAACGGGCGGCCAAGGUGAUUCAGCGCUACUGGCGUGGCUAUCGUACGCGCAAGCACCAGCGGCACGCCAGAAUUCUGGCCAUAAGACGGCGCCUCUUGCAGCUUCGCCAGGAGGCGACGGCCUUCAAUUCGGUGCGCGCCAAAGUACAGGACUCUGUACGUAUACUACGUGGGCGUUUCAUCGCCUCGGAUGCUCUAGCCGUUCUCAAUCAGCUAGAUCGUCUCUCCCGCACCGUGCCACAUCUGCUCAUGUGGUGCUCCGAGUUCAUGUCCACCUUCUGCUAUGGCAUCAUGGCGCAGGCUAUUCGCUCGGAGGUGGACAAGCAGUUGAUUGAGCGAUGCAGUCGCAUCAUUCUCAAUCUGGCGCGCUACAACAGCACCACGGUUAACACGUUCCAGGAGGGCGGUCUCGUAACCGUCGCCCAAAUGUUACUCCGCUGGUGCGACAAGGACAGCGAAAUCUUUAACACGCUCUGCACGCUGAUAUGGGUAUUUGCCCACUGCCCCAAGAAGCGAAGGAUAAUACACAAUUUCAUGAGCAACACCGAGGCGAUUUACAUGGUGCGGGAGACGAAGAAACUCGUCGCCCGCAAGGAGAAGAUGAAACAGAAUGUGCGGAAGUCAACGGCUCCUGUCAGUGGCUCCGGUCGUCAUGGACAGCAGAUGCCCAAUUUCUCGCCGCGUUCCUUGCCCAGUCUGGAGCCAGAUUUCGGCAUAAUACGGGGUAGGCCCUAUACGUUCAUAUCAUCAGUGUUUGCCUUUGACACGAUUCUUAGUAAGCUUCACAUUGAAUUAUUUUAAGAGAUGGAUACUUUUUAAGUAGGCGUCAGAGCUCGUCUGAAAUCGAUAGUUCAAUGUUAUAUAUAGACUCUUGUCAUUUUUGUAUUCUACGUAUUAAGUUAUGUUGUGUAAAUUUCAAAAAUAAAUGAAUAAACGAUGCGUUUUUAUAUAAUUCAAACUA
This is a messenger RNA of Drosophila mojavensis, 5667 nucleotides long. RefSeq names its product protein abnormal spindle (gene asp). Gene Ontology annotation, cellular component: spindle pole. Bases 186 to 5507 code for a protein of 1773 amino acids. Lineage: Eukaryota; Metazoa; Arthropoda; Insecta; Diptera; Drosophilidae. Gene Ontology annotation, biological process: establishment of meiotic spindle localization; mitotic cell cycle; spindle organization. Gene Ontology annotation, molecular function: protein binding. The transcript is spliced from 6 exons. The record is from RefSeq and is a predicted model, not a curated record.